UACCAGCAUGAUCUCGUUGAUCAUUCCUCCCAAAGACCAGAUCUCGCGAGUGGCAAAAAUGCUAGCGGAUGAGUUUGGCACUGCCUCCAACAUUAAGUCCCGAGUGAAUCGCCUUUCAGUGCUGGGAGCCAUUACAUCUGUACAGCAAAGACUGAAACUCUAUAACAAAGUACCUCCAAAUGGUCUGGUUGUUUACUGUGGAACAAUUGUGACAGAAGAAGGAAAAGAGAAGAAAGUCAACAUUGACUUCGAACCUUUCAAACCAAUCAAUACGUCGUUGUAUUUGUGUGACAACAAAUUCCACACAGAGGCCCUUACAGCACUGCUCUCCGACGACAGCAAGUUUGGCUUUAUUGUAAUAGAUGGUAGUGGGGCACUCUUUGGAACUCUUCAAGGAAACACACGAGAAGUCCUGCACAAAUUCACUGUGGAUCUUCCAAAGAAGCAUGGUAGAGGAGGUCAGUCUGCCUUGCGUUUCGCUCGUUUGAGGAUGGAGAAGCGACACAACUAUGUGCGGAAGGUGGCAGAGACAGCUGUGCAGCUCUUCAUCUCUGGGGACAAGGUGAACGUGGCUGGGCUCGUUUUAGCUGGAUCAGCUGAUUUCAAAACUGAAUUAAGUCAGUCUGAUAUGUUUGAUCAGCGGUUGCAAUCCAAAGUGCUCAAACUAGUUGACAUUUCAUAUGGAGGAGAAAAUGGGUUCAAUCAAGCAAUCGAAUUGUCAACUGAGGUCCUCUCCAAUGUGAAAUUCAUCCAGGAGAAGAAACUAAUAGGACGAUACUUCGACGAAAUCAGCCAGGACACGGGGAAGUACUGUUUUGGCGUGGAAGAUACACUAAAAGCUUUGGAAAUGGGAGCAGUAGAGAUACUGAUAGUCUAUGAAAACCUGGAUAUAAUGAGAUAUGUCCUGCACUGCCAAGGCACAGAGGAGGAGAAGAUCCUGUAUUUGACACCAGAGCAAGAGAAGGAUAAAUCCCACUUCACAGAUAAGGAGACUGGGCAGGAACAUGAACUGAUAGAAAGUAUGCCCCUCCUGGAGUGGUUUGCAAACAACUACAAGAAAUUUGGAGCAACAUUGGAAAUUGUUACAGACAAAUCACAGGAAGGAUCUCAAUUUGUGAAAGGAUUUGGAGGAAUUGGAGGUAUCUUGCGGUACCGAGUGGACUUCCAGGGAAUGGAAUACCAAGGAGGAGAUGAUGAAUUUUUUGACCUCGAUGACUACUAGGUAGUCGACCUGGGUCCGGCAACACGUGCCUCACCCCUCCAGCAUCCAACCCAAGGAGCAAACUCAUGGUGGAAAACACAACAGAUCCCUGCCUUAGAAUUGGAACAUUUCCAGAACUUGAUCCACAAACAUUGGAUUAAAAAAAGCAAAACCCUACACUUUGAUUUGUCAUAGUGUCAGUACAGCAGCAAACUACUAAGUUCCUAUAUGCCACUUUGGACUAAUUUAAAAAGAAUCCCAGUUUUUACUUUUACUCAAUGGUGAAAUUGGUUGCUCUUGUAUUUUAUGGAAAUGAUUUUUUUUAACCUUCAUGAUACAUUAACUGCUGUAAACUUCUUCCUUCAAAAAUUAAUAGAAGUAAGAUCCUACUGGUUUGUUUCUUUACACUUUGAUUGGAGAAAUCAAUUGCUGCAUUUUGCAGCGCUGUGACCCAUUUACAUGGCAUUCUCAGCUUAGACUGCAGAAGAAAUGCAACAAGGUUGGAGCUGUUAUUCUCUUCAAAACCUUGAGAAGGCACUGACCUGAGUGCUAGUUUAUAAUGUGUGGCUUGCAAAUUCUGGUGGUUUGAGGAGGCUCACCAGCCAAACGUGCUUUAAUCUAUUUGCAGAAACACUGCUCUUAGAAACUAGGAAAUGCACUUCAUGGAUUGCAAUGGAAAUGCUGCUGAAGUCUUGAGUUUAAUUUGGAUCUGAGCAGUGCAGCCUUCAGGAAUUUAUUAAUUUUUUUUCAGUCUUGAUAAAAAUAAAGGUGAGAUUUCAGUGGA
Acanthisitta chloris (rifleman) is the source of this 1985-nucleotide messenger RNA. It is a transcript of the gene ETF1, whose product is annotated as eukaryotic translation termination factor 1. The transcript has 9 exons. Gene Ontology annotation, cellular component: translation release factor complex; cytosol. Gene Ontology annotation, molecular function: sequence-specific mRNA binding; translation release factor activity, codon specific. Gene Ontology annotation, biological process: cytoplasmic translational termination. Lineage: Eukaryota; Metazoa; Chordata; Aves; Passeriformes; Acanthisittidae. The record is from RefSeq and is a predicted model, not a curated record. The coding region runs from base 8 to 1222 and encodes 404 amino acids.